Danio aesculapii is the source of this 4993-nucleotide messenger RNA. It is a transcript of the gene sytl2a, whose product is annotated as synaptotagmin-like 2a. The record is from RefSeq and is a predicted model, not a curated record. Lineage: Eukaryota; Metazoa; Chordata; Actinopteri; Cypriniformes; Danionidae. Gene Ontology annotation, cellular component: plasma membrane; exocytic vesicle. The transcript is spliced from 19 exons. The coding region runs from base 415 to 4767 and encodes 1450 amino acids. Gene Ontology annotation, molecular function: small GTPase binding; neurexin family protein binding. Gene Ontology annotation, biological process: exocytosis; intracellular protein transport.
GGACGGCAUUUCUGGAUAAAGUACGGAACCCACCCCAUGUAAAUCAUCAACUUUUGAGCGCUUAUUGUGUGUUGACACGACCGGAGGAGACCACACACAGUGGUAAACAUACACGCCUCACUUUAAAGUUGUAGACUUCAUUGGUUUGGCUCAUAUCAAGUGUCUAUCAAAUGGAUUAUUACAGUCCUCUGCUUCUUCAGAUGUUACAGUAAAACAGUGUUGGGAAAUACCUCGGUCUCGCAGCCACACGAGGACGAUUAAGGUGCUACAGAUCUCCUGAUGUCCUUCAUGGAGUGACUUAUCAAGCAUCAGCCUUCAAAUUGCCCACAGUGAUGUUCUUGACAUUUUCAGUGAACCAUUCAGAGCUGAUCUGAGCCUCAUCUGUAAACAUCACUUACCCCGAAGCCAUUCAUCAUGAUUGACCUGAGUCAUCUAACAGAGGACGAGCAAGAGAUGAUCUUGGGUGUGUUGAAAAGAGAUGCAGAGCUGAAGAAGUCAGACGAGCAGCGGAUCAAACAGCUUCGUAAAACUGAGAGAGACAGAGGCAGGCUGAAGUAUUUGACCGGGGAGUGGUUUUACGAAACAAAGUACCACAGACACAGAGACAGGAUCCAUGGCUCCGACAUCAUCAGAGCCUCCAUGAAGAGGAAACCCGUGACGUUAUUGGAGAUUACUCAAAGGUGGUCAGAGAAGCCCAGUUCUGUUUAUGGUCCGAAGAGAGAUGUUUACAUCCCUCCAGAGCUUUCAGGACUCAUUGAGGAUGGAUCACACAAUGAUAGGGUGGAUGAUGAAUCCCAGCUGGAAACACAAAGACCUCAAGUCAAGCCCAGGCAGAAUCCGUUCAAUAUUUUCCGACUGCAGAGAGAUGAAGUUAAACCUAUCAAUGCAGUGAAGGAGGCUGAACAGACACCUGCUGAGGAGCCUUUCCUUCCAGUUGAGAGCUACACACUCCAUCACACUACUCUAAACACAGACAACACUGACACCCAUAUAAUCACUCUCAAACCUGUGCCAAAAAAGAGACUGCUGCUGUAUUCCAGCAAGGACUCAUCCCUAGAUACUGCCAACAGUGACAAUGGAGUUAAACAGGUUGUGAACCCUGCUCCCAGAGGCAUCCUGAAGCACAAUGGCUCCAGCUAUAGCUCCACUGACUCUCUGCGACUCCACAUUCCCAGCAGCGAUGGCAGCAGCAGCAGUCAGUCCUCUACUACAGUCAGCCCCAUCAGUCUGGAAACUCCCAUCAGCCCUCCACUUUCCCCCUGCUCAAUGCACUCUGCAUCAGGGUGGUUAGAUAGGAAACAGGUCCGCUUCUCUUCCAUCAUGGGGCCUAUAGAGAGAGUGCAAGGAGAACACAGUUUGCUGGAAGAAGACUGGAGUCCACUGUUGGACCAGGAAAGAAGCUGUAUCAUUGAAAAUGGUCAUCAUGAGCCUCAGUCGUCACAGGUGUCCAAUAUCCACACCUCUACUGAAGAAACAGGUAAGACCACUGAGUUGAGCACAGAAGUCAAGACCGAUAAGGUUACAGUGGAAGAGGGUCGCUCCAUUUUAAAGGUAUUUGACUGGUUUGGAAGAGGUUCUCGGGAUGGAAAGUUAAAGGAGUUGCCAGCCAAAAAAGAGUGGAAUGAAGUGGAACCAAAACCUGAUGAAAGCCUUGUAACAAAGUCAGAAGAUUCAGAGCCUCCAGAUGUACAGCCAAAGACCACUAAGCCUGUACCAAAGCCACGCAGGGGGCUUUUUGCAAUGUUUUCGAGAGCAGAAAAUAAAGACAAGAAUCCUGAAGUUCAGGCAUCAGAAAAAACUGAAUGUGAAACAGAAGCCAAUGAUAAUAAACUUGAGCAGACCUCUUUUCCUACAGAGAACAGGAUGGCUGAAAUAUUACAGGAUGAGUACAAACCAGAAAAACUCUGUGAAGAACCUCCUCAACAAGAGAAGUUUGACCAAAGUGAAGCAUCACCAGGAAGACUGGCCAACCUGAAGUCAUUCUGGGAAAGGGGGGACAGUGGACCUAAAAUACUGAGCAUGAAAAAAGAAGAUGAGGAAGAAGAAAAUGAGACAUCUCAGCUUAAUGAAGAUUAUCAUAACACAACAAAACCUGACAUGUUGUCAGAUUCCAGCAUUAGCCUGUCGAUACCCAAACUCAGUGAUCCAGAACCAGCUGAUGUUGAAUCUACAUUAAUUGAGUCUUCUUUGGUCUCACCUAGAAGAACAUCCAAUGCUGUUGCCACCAUAUCCUUGCUUGAAGAUGGAGAACCUUUUAUUUUGAACAACCAAAAGGCCUCGGAAAGCUCAAACAGUGAGCUACAUACUCUUGUUGAGUAUAACACUCUAGACAGUGAUCAACAAGAAGAAUCAAUCUGCAGGGAUAUAUCUGACCUGAACAAGGAAAUCUCCACCUUCAAAAUGUCCCUCAGUCAACAUGAAGAUAAAGUCUCGAUUAAUAAUCUCAAAUCCUUUUGGGAGAAAGAAAAAGGUGGUCUUAGAGUAAUUAUAAGCUCUCAACCAUGCACAGCCAAUGUUAAAGACCCAUCCCCAGAACCAUCUCCAAAUCGUUCUUUAGGAAGACUUUCUGAACCUCAGUUUGACAUCAGGUCAAACAACCCAAGUUCUCCGGACAGAAGAAUUUUUAAAGAGUUUAGUUUGAUUGAGCAAAAAGAAAAGAUGGAAAAGGUUGAGGACAAACAAAGAAGUGAAAAUACAGUGCCAUUACAAGACCUUCAAGACAUCAGAGGUAGGGUACCUCACAUCACGCAGAAUCUUUCUAAUUUCGAACAGUUUAUUGCAGGCCUGCAUUCCAAUCCAAGCCCACCAUCAUCUCCCCUCAGAAGUCUCUCUCCAAAAGGUCAACAUGAUAAGCCACAGUCCGCUGACAUUUACCAACCAAAAGAAAGAGAUCAAACCAGAACGCCCAGUCCAUUACGUCAAUUUAAAGUACCUCGUAGAGAUUCAUAUCCAAGCAAAGAGUCCACGAAGGAUAGUUCUCCCUUAAAAACCUUUCGGAUAGAUAUCAAUCCAGCUGACACAAGUUCAUGCUCUGUAAGGGUAAAACCAGGGCAAACCAGCAUGUAUACAUCCCCUGAGCACCGCAGGAAGACUUCUGAUGGAGGGAGUGAUACAAGGUCCAUCAUAGCCAAGGAACGAAAGCUGUCACUUGAUUCCCUAACCCGGUUUUAUAUUCCCCUAAGUUUACACCAUUACCUGGGCCUUCCUAAGCAGGCAGCCUUAAAAGAAACAGAACAGGUAAAGGCACAGGCAGGUGAAAUGUUUGAGCAGGUGCACCAAGGUGGAGUGAGCAAUGAAAGCUCCCCUUCUCGACACUCCCUGCUUGAAUCGGAGGAGAUCACCUUUGACUCCUCGGGGAGCUCCACACCUGAAGCCUGGUCAAUCUCACACGCCAGUUCAUACUGGGACAGUGAGGAUGAUGGCCCUUUUAAAGCAGCUCUGGAACGAGCCAAUGCCAGACCCAUCUCUAUUUCCAAGAGUCUAGAGGAUCUUGCAUCCACACCUUCACAAGAGAGAUGGAAGACAGACCCAAGGAAUGAUGUUCGGAUGAGUAUGGAAAAUGUGUCUGCAGUCACUCCCAACACCAAAACGUCCUUCUCUGACCCAGAACAGGUGAAGAUGAUGAGUUUGUCUGUACCUGCAUUAAUGCAACAAGAGAUGGACUGCAGAAACAGUGACUGUGCUUCAGUGAGUAGUUUCCACAAUGACAGACAGAGAUCUUGCAACACUCCUUCUAAUUUCAGCACUUGCUCUGAAGUGGCCUCCGUGUCCUCUGUCACUGGCAGUGUAAUGAGCAUCUACAGUAGUGAGUUUGGUAAUGUGGAAAUCAAAGGCACGGUCCAGUUCGCCAUUCACUAUGUGCAGAAACUGGGAGAGUUUCACAUCUUUGUUGUGCAGUGCAAGGAUCUCGCUGUUGCAGAUGUUAAGAGGAAUCGAUCUGAUCCAUAUGUUAAAUGCUACCUGUUACCCGACAAAGCUAAAUAUGGAAAGAAAAAAACAUGUGUGAGGAAGAAGACACUGGAUCCAACCUAUAAUGAAAUCCUGCGGUUCAAGAUCCCAAUGGAGAUGCUGAAAACCCAAAAACUGAACAUUUCUGUUUGGCACAAUGACACGUUUGGGCGGAACAGCUUUCUUGGGGAGGUCGAGGUUGAUCUGGCUGAAUGGGAUUUCAAUAACACACAGAUGAAUGAAUAUCUACUUAAAGGAAGAGUUCAAAUUCCCACCAGCCCAAAACAUUCUUUCUGUGGUGAGGAAAUGAGUGCAGAGAUUAAAGUCGCUCUGCGUUUUCUCCCACAAACUACUCUAAGUCACAAGAACAAGGGGAAUGGUGAGGUGCAAAUAUGGGUGAAGGAAUGCAAGAAUCUGCCUAUUUCCAGAGGCGUUGCCAUUGACCCGUUUGUCAAAUGUGCAAUCCUCCCAGAGAACAACAGGAAAAGUCGUCAGAAGACCAGAGUGUUGAAGAGGGCUCCAAACCCAGUGUUUAACCACACCAUGGUUUAUGAUGGCUUCGGGCAUGAUGACCUCAAAGACAUCUGUGUGGAGCUUACCGUGUGGGAUCAUGACAGACUGAAUAAUCACUUUAUUGGGGGUAUCAGACUUGGACCUGGAACAGGUAAAAGUUAUGGCAGUGAAGUAAACUGGAUGGACUCUAACGUUGCUGAAGCAGCCCUGUGGGAGAGAAUGGUGCAAACUCAAAAUGAAUGGGUGGAAGAUACAUUACCUUUAAGAAUGAUGGUCAUGGCAAGAAUGUCUAUAGUAAGAAACUGAGGACACCUUUGAACAAAUACAUUAAAAUAAACAUGAACAUGAAGAAUUCAGUAUGUAGAAAACUAUAUAUGUAAUGUUUAAUAUAUAGAAACUAACGUGAUGCUUUCUUGACCUUUUGUAUGAGGAAGACAAAGAGAAUGAAAUUAUAAUACGCCUGUUAUUGUAAAGUAUGUGGGAUUUAUGUCUUAAUAAAACUUAAUAAAAAUGGUAAUGUUAAAAAAAAAAA